AUGAUCGUGGUGGACCCUAAAGUCAGUGGCCGGUUCUGGCACCGUGCGCCGUGCGUGUAUCUCGGCGAGCGAGGACCCCAACCCUUCUCCCCCUCGGUAAAAACACGCACAGCACCCUGCGAAAGCCCUCUUCCUCCUCCGUCGCCGCCGCCACUCCCCCUCUCCUCCACCACCGCCGCUCGCCGCCGACUCCGCCGCAGCAGGGGCUGCUGCAUGACGCCUCUGCCCCACCGACAGUCGGCGACGUCCGCGCCUGUCGCCGCCGCGGCCGAGAUGGUGGUCGCCGUGGCGAAUGGGGCGAAGAGGGAGGCAGCCGCCGCCGCCAACACCACCGCCGCCGCCGCCGCCGACGCAGAUUCUCCCAUCUCCGUCCUGGAGGAAGAGAAAAUGUCCGGAUCCAAGGAUGGGAAAGCGGGCGAGCUCAAGGCCAACGGCGGCGAGGCGCACCCCAUUGCGGAGGCGCUGAAAGCUGAAGAAGAGCUACUGAACUCCGUCAAAGACGAGACAUCGGUUGAGCCGCUGGAUGCGACUUCUCCUCUGCCUAUCGACCUCGCGGCCAAGAACGGCGACACCUCUUUAAUCACAGAGGUGAUGACGAAGGAGGAAGAGGAGAUGUAUCAGGCCCGGAUUAAGCUAGAGGAAGAAGAGGAGGCCAGAAAGAGAGAGGAGGCCGCGAGGCAGGCCUUUGACCCGAAUGCAAAGUUCAGCAAGCUGGAUGAGCUGCUGACACAGACACAGCUCUAUUCUGAAUUUCUCCUUGAGAAGAUGGAGCAGAUCACAGAUGUUAAGCCGACUGCUGUUGAAGUUAAAGAUGAAGAGGAACCCGUGGAAGAGCAAAAGAAAGGACGUGGCAGGAAGAGGAAAGCGGCGAACAAGCCACAGUACAAUGACAAGAAGGCUAAAACCGCAGUGGCAGCCAUGCUUUCAAGAUCUCGCGAAGAUCGCUCUGCUGAUGAUGACACUCUCACGGAAGAAGAAAAGUGGGAAAGAGAGCAAGCCAACCUUGUUCCAUUGUUGACUGGGGGAAAGUUGAAAUCUUACCAGAUAAAGGGUGUUAAGUGGCUAAUAUCACUGUGGCAAAAUGGGCUUAAUGGGAUACUGGCUGAUCAAAUGGGCCUUGGUAAAACAAUCCAGACAAUUGCAUUUCUUGCUCAUCUUAAAGGGAAUGGUCUGCAUGGCCCAUACAUGGUUAUUGCUCCCCUUUCCACCCUGUCAAACUGGUUGAACGAGCUAACGAGGUUUGCUCCAUCUAUAAAUGGUCUGAUUUAUCAUGGAGAUAAAGUGGCUCGGACAGAGCUAAGGAGAAAACACAUGCCUAAAAUUGUUGGUCCUGAUUUUCCAAUAAUAAUCACUUCAUAUGAGAUGGCCAUGUUUGAUGCAAAGUUUCUUGCUAAUUAUAAGUGGAAGUAUGUUGUUGUGGAUGAGGGGCAUCGGCUGAAAAAUACCAAGUGCAAAUUACUGAGGGAGUUGAGGCGCAUCCCAAUGGAUAACAAGCUUCUUUUGACUGGAACACCUCUUCAGAAUAAUCUAGCUGAGCUGUGGUCUCUAUUGAACUUCAUUUUGCCUGAUAUAUUCUCAUCCCAUGAGGAAUUUGAGUCAUGGUUUGAUUUUUCUGGGAAGGCUGAUGAGGAACUAGAGGAAGAAACUGAUGAGAAGAAAAGAGUCCUUGUUGUCUCAAAGCUUCAUUCCAUUUUGCGCCCAUUCCUUUUAAGGCGGAUGAAGGAGGAUGUAGAACACAUGCUUCCACGAAAGAAAGAGAUAAUCAUAUAUGCUAACAUGACAGAACAUCAGAAGCAAAUCCAGAGUCACUUGAUUGAGCAGACAUUUGAUGACUACUUGCAUGAGAGCGCAGAUAUUGUUUUGCGGAGGCCUGGCAUCAAGACAAAGCUAAAUAAUCUACUCAUUCAGCUGAGGAAAAAUUGUGGCCACCCUGAUCUUUUCCAUUCUGCCUUUGACUCAAACAGUCUCUACCCACCUGUUGAUAAGCUUCUGGAACAGUGUGGCAAAUUCCAGCUGUUGGACAGGUUACUGAAUGCUCUAAUAAAACGAAAUCACAAGGUCCUAAUAUUUUCGCAAUGGACAAAGAUUUUGGACAUCCUUGACUAUUAUUUGUCUGAGAAAGGCCUGAAGGUUUGCCGGAUUGAUGGUAGUGUUAAUUUGGAAGUCAGGAGGAGCCAGAUAGCAGCGUUUAAUGACUUAAACAGUGGUAUGAAUGUCUUCAUUCUCAGCACACGUGCUGGUGGGCUUGGUAUCAACCUUACUUCUGCUGAUACUUGUAUCCUGUAUGAUAGUGACUGGAAUCCUCAGAUGGAUUUGCAGGCCAUGGAUCGGUGCCACCGUAUUGGUCAAACACAGCCAGUUCAUGUUUAUCGGCUGGCGACAUCCAGUUCUGUUGAGGGACGGAUUAUCAAGAAAGCUUUUGGAAAGUUGAAGCUAGAACACGUUGUGAUUGGGAAGGGACAGUUCCAGCAAGAUGCCGCGAAGCCUAACGCCUUAGAUGAGGGGGAGCUACUGGCGCUUCUGAGGGACGAGCAGGCCGAAGAAGACAGGAUGAUCCAGACGGACAUCAGCGACGAGGACCUUCUGAAGGUGAUGGACCGCAGCGACCUCACCGGCGCGCGUGCGGCCGCCGAUGCCGCCCCGCACUUCCCCCUGAAAGGGCCUGGCUGGGAGGUCGUGGUGGCUGCCGGCGGCGGCAUGCUCUCGGCGCUCACCAGCUGA
Messenger RNA from Triticum turgidum subsp. durum (durum wheat), 2721 nucleotides. The record is from the annotation of a GenBank genome assembly. NCBI's taxonomy places the organism in Eukaryota, Viridiplantae, Streptophyta, Magnoliopsida, Poales, Poaceae.